This is a messenger RNA of Rubroshorea leprosula, 1684 nucleotides long. The record is from the annotation of a GenBank genome assembly. NCBI's taxonomy places the organism in Eukaryota, Viridiplantae, Streptophyta, Magnoliopsida, Malvales, Dipterocarpaceae.
AGAGCUCUUGCAAGGAAAAUGGCUGACGAACCUAAUUUAGAGAAGGUAGCUCUGGAAAAUCGUGUUGAAAAUAUGGAAAAUACUUUGAAGGAAUUGAUGGCGUCCUUCCAAUCUCUUCAAGCAACCUUAGUCACAAGGGCACCUUUGACAACAAAUCCUUUAUUUGAAGGAAAUGUUCCGGUGGCAAAUCUCCCUAUCGCCACAUCUACUCUUGGAAAGGAGCCAAUGUCAUCUUGCCCACCAAAUCCAACUAUUGGUGGAACUUCUGGGACAAAGCCAUUCGUUCUAAAUGCUGGUGUUGCUACAGUUCUAUCUAAUGGUCAAGAAGAGAUUCAAGUUGUCAAGUCAAUCACAGAGGAUGAAGACAAGGCAAUUAAAGCGAAGGUGCAGUUGAUGGAGGAAACACUAAAAUCGAUGCAAGGUGUCCAAACCAAUAAAUUGGUUGACAUCUCAUCUUUGUGCUUUUUCCCAAACAUUCAACUGCCCCAUAAGUUUAAAUUGCCUGAGUUCGAUAAGUACAAUGGCACUGGUUGUCCUUAUGCCCACUUGACGAUGUAUUGUAGGAAGAUGGCUCCCUAUGCCAAUGAUGAGAAGCUGAUGAUACAUUACUUUCAGGACAGUCUGACAGGUCCUGCAGAUGCUUGGUUCUCAACUUUAGACAAGAGUAAAGUUAAGAGUUGGCAUGAUUUGACUCACAACUUUAUGAAGCAAUAUGAAUACAAUACGUCAUUAGCUCCUAAUAGAGAGGAUCUUCAAAAGACAGAAAAGAAACCAAGUGAGAGCUUUAAGGAAUUUGCACAGAGAUGGCGUGGAUUGGCUGCUCGAGUUCAACCUCCACUAACUGACCAUGAAUUGAGUAAUUUAUUCAUCAAGUCAACCAAAGGACCUUAUCGUGAGAAAUUAAUAACUUGUGUGAAUUACACUUUUGCUCAGUUGGUUGUUGUGGGAGAACAAGUGGAGGAUGGAAUCAAGUCUGGAAUUAUCAUGGAUUAUCAAGCAAUGAAGAGUCUCUUUGAACAAUACCAAAAUGAUAGUUCAGGGGUUUCUAGUUCAAGGAAAGUUGGUCAAAAUCGAAAGGAGGAGAAUGGGAAUGGCACUAUAAGCUCAGUUUAUAAUCAGUCAUGGGGGCAGUUCAAUAAUCGGUUCCAAGCUCCAACUUAUCAAUCAACGACUUUCACAAGUCAAUCAAGGCCCAUUCAUGCCUCUGGGACAAGUCGUCCACAACAAGAGAAAAAGAGACGCUAUUUUGAUAAACUUCCAAUGUCAUAUACUUAAGUGUUUCGACAGUUGAUAGCAACUAGGCUUGUUACCCCUGUACCUAUGGUGCCAUUAAGUCCACCAUUUCCAAUAUGGAGGGGUGAUGAUUAUUAGAAAAUACUUAUAUGAGGCAUCCUAAUUCUUGCCUUUUGCAAGUGUUACUCUCUGCAUGCUUGAUGUCUUAGCUUUGACUUGACUCUAAGAUGUCUAGGAUGACUUGAUUGUAAAUUUGCUUAGCCUCCAUGGGCUACGAGGUGAAGGGGUAGUCUUUGAAGUACCUGAUGCCCUAGAGUUCUGUUCCAAGAGAAAUGGUUCUUUUAUCUGGCUGCUUUGAUUUUUGUCUGCCCUUUUAAUUAGAAGACAGUAAUCUUCUAAGUAUCCUGAUCCCCACUAUUUAUUAUUCUGUUAAUGAAUUCGUGUUACUUUG